This is a messenger RNA of Cylicostephanus goldi, 312 nucleotides long. NCBI's taxonomy places the organism in Eukaryota, Metazoa, Nematoda, Chromadorea, Rhabditida, Strongylidae. The record is from the annotation of a GenBank genome assembly.
AUGCAUGCUGUUAUUGCAGUGUCCAAAUCCAAUGGAAAAGAGGACCUGAAUACAGUUGAAUGCUUCGAUCCAUUCCUGAACUACUGGUUCACUGUUCCGCCAAUGAAAGUGGUCUGGAAAAAUCACUCUCUCUUAGCCUACGACAAUGCAAUCUAUGCCAUAGGAGGAGAAAAUGACUCAACCGCUCUUUCUUCCAUGGAAGUUCUUCGUGAAGGAUCGUGCGAAUGGGAAUUCGUCGAAUACUUGAACACUGGGAGAAAAGAGUUUGGAGCGGCCGUUGUUCCGAUAUCUGUUAGUCAGUUGAGAUCGUAA